Salvia miltiorrhiza (redroot sage) is the source of this 1317-nucleotide messenger RNA. RefSeq lists its product as uncharacterized. Gene Ontology annotation, molecular function: nucleic acid binding. Bases 1 to 1317 code for a protein of 438 amino acids. The transcript has 3 exons. The record is from RefSeq and is a predicted model, not a curated record. NCBI's taxonomy places the organism in Eukaryota, Viridiplantae, Streptophyta, Magnoliopsida, Lamiales, Lamiaceae.
AUGGCUAGAAGAAAGGAUCUUUCUUCCUUUGAGAGGGCAGCCAUACUUCAAUUUCUUCUUGAAGGGAGCAAAAACGGCAAACCGGGCAGAGGGAAGCUCACUGCAGCGGUGCAAAAGUGGAAGAGUUCCCGCCGGACCAUUAGUCGACUUUGGGCAGCUGCAAAAAAGCAAAAAGAUCGUGGUGAGGUAAUUAGUUGUUUGAGUAAAAAACCUUCAAAUCCAAGAAGAAAAAGGGUAGAAAUUGAUUUAGGAUUAAUUGCUAGCAUAGACUUGACAAAAAGAUCUACAAUUAGAAGGCUAGCAUGUGGGAUUGGAUGCAGUAAAACAACAGUUGGCAGGUGGAUUCAAUCCGGGCUGAUCAGAGCACAUACAAAUGCAAUCAAGCCUGAUCUUACGGCUCCAAACAAGUUACUUAGGCUACGGUUUUCCUUAGAAGCUCUAGAAUGGGAUAGGAUUGUUAGGAGUUUGUCAUUUAAAAGCAUGCACAACACAGUCCACAUUGAUGAAAAGUGGUUUUACAUCACAAAAACAUCACAGAGGUUCUACCUCACCCCUGAAGAGACAGAACCGCAUAGGACAUGCAAGAGCAAAAAAUUCAUCCAAAAAGUCAUGUUUAUGUGUGCUCUGUGUCGGCCAGUGUUUGAUGAUGAUGGCAGCUGCUUGUUUGAUGGGAAGAUUGGAAUAUUUCCAUUCACAGAAUUAGUACCAGCCAAAAGGAAGAGCAAAAACAGGGCUGCAGGGACAAUGGAGCUCAAGCCCAUACAAAGCAUCACAAAAGAAGUUGUGAAAGAUUGCUUUAUAAACAAGAUUGUUCCUGCUAUUAAAGCAAAAUGGCCAGCAAAUGCUAGCAAAACCAUCUACAUACAACAAGAUAAUGCUAGGCCUCACAUACAGGACUCAGACCCAGAUUUCAGAGCUGUUGCUUCAGCAGAUGGAUUUGAUAUUCAUUUGAUAAAUCAACCACCAAACUCCCCAGACACAAACAUCAAUGAUCUGGGGUGGUUUAGGGCAAUUCAGUCCCUACAAACUGAAUCAGUUUGUAACAGUGUAUCAGAUCUUGUGAAUGCUGUUAAAGGGAGGAAUAGCUACAAAAUUCCUCAUAUGAGGAAGGAUGCAUUAAUUAGGCAGGAUAUGCUCCCAUUGAAUCUCCAAGUUCCAAGUGAACUUGUUAGGGAGUGCAUAUCUUAUCUAAUUGAGCAUGGAGCACUAUCCAUAACUGACUCAUUAAUGCAACAGUUGGGAGUGAAUGCAGGAUGCACAAAUGAGCUUGAGGUGAUGGUGCAUAACCUUCAAAUUCAAGGUCAUGAAGGUUUGUGA